This is a messenger RNA of Ochlerotatus camptorhynchus, 1440 nucleotides long. RefSeq names its product methyltransferase-like protein 17, mitochondrial. Gene Ontology annotation, molecular function: structural constituent of ribosome; methyltransferase activity. Gene Ontology annotation, cellular component: mitochondrial small ribosomal subunit. Gene Ontology annotation, biological process: translation. The transcript is spliced from 5 exons. NCBI's taxonomy places the organism in Eukaryota, Metazoa, Arthropoda, Insecta, Diptera, Culicidae. The coding region runs from base 19 to 1386 and encodes 455 amino acids. The record is from RefSeq and is a predicted model, not a curated record.
AAAAUUUUGCCCACGAUAAUGGCAAACUUCGUAACAUUUGCUAGAAAUAAAUCGAUAUAUUGUUACUUCAAGCGGGCAUUUUGCACGGCAUCUAAAAGUAAACCGGCGGUAACGUUAAAUGAAUCUACCGAUCAUGCACUGGAAGCUGGACAGUUCAAACCAAGACAUCACGAAGGCCGGUUAACGACCGGUUGUACCAGCGUACCGGAACCGUUGAUAAAUUCCAUACUCAGAAGUUGUAAGGAUCAUCCAGUAAAGGCCCUGCUAGCGGAGGGCAUCAAGCUGGACAACUUCCUACGAUCGCGCAAGGCACCUUUGGAGCAUGAUGAGCUCAGAAAAAAGAUCAACGAUUUGCGGCACUCCGUUGGGGACGAUUUCAAGACCAAGCUUGACGUGACAACCAUGUCAGAAGAACAGGUGAUCUACAUCAAUAAGGCGAUUGAAGCACAAGCAAAGAAACGAGCAAAACAGCAAAUUUACGCCUGGAAGCCGAUCAAUUACGAUGAGUUCAAGAGUCUGCAGUACCUGCUAGGAAGAGCAGCCGCUGAAUAUGCGGUUCUGAUUAGGAUAUUCGAUGAGAUCAAGAAACGUGACGCGCAAUUCAAGCCGCGAAGUUUUAUCGAUUUCGGUUCCGGUGUGGGAACCGGUACGUGGGCAGUGUCCAACUUGUGGAAGGAGCAUAUAUUUGAGUAUGUGUCAAUAGAUGCUUCCGCUGAUAUGAACGAGCUGGCUGAGCUGAUUCUCUGCGGAGGACAACUCAAUAAGGGCAUGAGUUUGCGAAAUGUGUUCUACAGGCAGUUUCUUCCGGCAUCGCACAACAAGUACGACAUUGUGUUGAGUGCGUUUUCGCUGUUUGAGCUUCCCUCGAAAAAGAAUCGUUUGGAGGUGAUCGAGAACUUGUGGAACAAAUGCGACGGCUAUCUGGUGCUGGUGGAGCAGGGUUCCUAUGCUGGAUUCUCGUUGAUCGAGGAAGCUAGGGAGUUUCUACUGAAGAAGCUUCAGAGCAGCGAAAUCGAGUAUCACAUAUUUUCUCCGUGUCCUCAUCAUCAGCAGUGUCCCCGAAUGAAGCUGGAUGAUGGAACUCCGUGCAAUUUCGAGUUGAGUUACAAUCCGCUACCGCUGGGAAAGACGAGUGAAGCUUCCAAAUUCCUGUAUUCAUACAUUGUAUUUAAAAAGGGCAAACCCAGUGAACAGAGUAGUUAUCCCCGCUUGAUAAGGCCGACCCUUGUCCGUUCGAAGCAUUCGAUUUGCCGUAUGUGCACUGAGAGUGGGCAGCUGCAGGAGAUAAUCUUCACUGCUUCCAAACACGGAAAGAACCUCUACCGAUGUGCGAGGGUUAGUAGAUGGGGUGACCAGCUGCCAAUCAAAAUAGACCAAACAACUUGAUUUAUGCUUACAGUAGAGAGGCAGAAUUUUGCGUAGGAGAAUAAACAAAUUGAA